CAAAGAACUUCAAGAAAACAUUUUCACUUUUAGAUUUUCAUUUUGGAACAAUUUACCUUGUAAAUCUUGAUGGGAGGUUCUCCCUAGUAGGGUUAUAGUGUAGAUGGAGCCUGGAGCUGUAGGGGGUGAUGACGAGAGUGGCGGAACAAAUAUUAAAGAAAAUGAUGACAAAAUCUCCAGACCUAAAUCUAAAUCAAAGGAAUGGAAAAAGUGGUUCAGUAAAAAAUCAAGAAACAGUCGGGAAAAUUCUAUUGACACAACGACUACAGAACUGGAAGAUGUUAAUGCAGAUUUUUCCCCCACUCAUAGUCAUACUAAUCCGGAUGUGUCACCCAUGAGUCCUGUCAAUUGGUCAGAAUGGGAAUUCGGAUCGUCCAGUGAGAGUGACUGUAAUGACAGCGAGACAAAGAUCAGGAGGUCAAGAGAUUUCCCUAAUAGUGAAAUUGAUGAGAAAAAUUGCAUCAAACCGAGUCAAACUAAAACAUUGUUCCACCAAUUAGAAUACAAUAAAUCUGAAGGUUCAAGACCAAACUGGAGCAAACGUAAGAAAAAAGCCAUUCAUAAGGAGUCACCAAGGGCUCCAAGACCAAAAUCCCUGGAACUUGUUGACAUGUCAAAGUCAUUUUGUAUUUAUGAUUUCGAUAGUUUGGAUGAAAGCAGCAAAGAUAAAUGCUGUGAUUUUCAGCAUAACGAGUCAUGUGAUAAAUGUGCAACACAUUGGAUACGCAGAAGCAUUUCAAUGUCUGAUCUGAAUCUGAAUUUUUUGCGCACUAAUUUUAAUGUGGAACAAUCGCGAGGAAACCAAAUACCUCAAAACCUGGAUCUUAACUCAAAUGCCUCAACCUCAACCAUUAAGCAUAAUGAGCUGAAUUCAAUGAAUAGUCCAACCUCAUAUCAUGUGUUAAAUCAGUUCAAAUCAAACAGCCUUCCAAGUUACUAUCGCUCUAAAACUAGGAACUUAUGUGCAAAGUGUCAUCUCCCAGUGAGACCCCAUCUUACUAACUAUCCAUCAAGUACUGUUCGGACACCCUACAUCACCAAUAGGUGUCACUGUGAAUCUCCCCCUGCCCAUGAUGCUGAGAAUGAUGAACGCUGUGAAAUUAGUGAUACUGAAAAUGUAAAUAAACCAUCCAUUGCUAAUACCAUACUACCUGAAGAAUUCAAAACACGUAAAAAGGUGAUCACUGACUGGUUCACUGAAUUUGAUGAUGCUCAGAAAAACUUGAUUCUUUCAGCUCUACUGGAGCACUGUGAGCUGCCACAGGUACAUCUAUUGUCUCUCAAGAUGGAGUCCUGCCUUCAUGAUGGCUGUCCACCCAACUGUUCUGACAUUAUCACUUGGUUACCACAGCAACUAUCAACCAAAAUUAUGGGAAUGUUAGACCCAGUGAGUUUAUGCCAAGCCUCAAUGGUUUGUAAGACAUGGUACAACCUGGCGUCAGAGCCCAAAAUCUGGUGUCACCUGUGUUGUCUACCUGAGUGGCAUUUGUCCCGUACAGGAGAACAAAAACAACUCAUUAAUCACCUUCUACCUAAUGGGAAAAUACAUUGGAAACGUGUGUUUGCUGAGAGAUACCGUCUCCGCAACAACUGGCUCCUUGGCAGAUGUCACAUCCGAACCUUUGAAGGACACACCCAGGGUAUAUCAUGUGUUCAGUUUGAUGAUACAAGGAUAGUCAGUGGAUCAUCAGAUAAAACCAUCAAGGUUUGGAACAUCCGUACCAAUACACCAUGGCUUGUACAGACUCUGGUGGGUCAUUCUGGAACAGUAAGGUGUCUGCACUUAGAGGGAAACAGACUGGUCAGUGGCUCAACUGAUCACACCAUUAAAGUCUGGGAUUUAUCAACACAACAAAGUUGGUCAAGUAUUGCAUGCAAGACAACCAUGAUGGGACACACAGACACAGUCCGCUGUCUACAAGUUGAUGACGAAAAGGUUAUAAGUGGCUCCUAUGAUCUGACACUGAAGAUAUGGGAUAUAAGGACUGGGGUUUGCAGAAUGACUCUGAGGGGUCACACAGGUCCUGUUUUGUGUGUUCAGUUUGAUGCUACAAAAAUUGUCUCUGGCUCUGGGGAUAAGACAAUCAAGGUGUGGAGUUUUACUGGGCAGUGUCUGAUGGUGCUAGGAGGUCAUCAUGCAGGGGUGACAUGUCUACAGUUUGACUCUACCAGGAUAAUCAGUGGCUCUCUUGACUGUACAUUGAAGUUCUGGGACAUUUCAACGGGUGAUUGUGUCAACACAAUAGAUUGGAAAGCCAGUGAGGGUCACACAGGCGUGGUGAGAUGUUUACAGUCAGACACAUGGAGGGUUGUCAGCGCCUCAGAUGAUCGUACCAUUAAGGUGUGGAGUUUAGAAACUGGCCAGCGUCUCGUAACUCUUCGUAACCAUUCCGACGGUGUAACAUGUCUACAGUUCAAUGAUAGUAUCAUAGUAUCAGGGUCUUACGAUAAAUGUGUCAAAUUAUGGGACUUUAGCUGCUGCUGAAAGAUAACUAUGGUGCUUAUAUGAAUACCAGUGGCUUUUGAAUCAAGCGAGUGCCUUCCCACCUAUUUAAAGGUACCUAUAGAUAAGACUGUUAUGUUUUAUUGUUUUCUGUUUUACAUUGAAACGUGUUAAGUGGAACACCUCUAAAAGUAGAGCAACUCUGCUAGUGGAACACUUUUCAUAGUUCUAAGACCAACUGACCUAAUGUUAAAUGAACGUCUAUAAGU
This is a messenger RNA of Owenia fusiformis, 2712 nucleotides long. NCBI's taxonomy places the organism in Eukaryota, Metazoa, Annelida, Polychaeta, Sabellida, Oweniidae. The record is from the annotation of a GenBank genome assembly.